AUGGAAAUCUCCGUCGCACUGCCCAAUCGGGACGCACCCCAAUAUCAAGCUCCAAGGAAUCAUCAAAAACAGGCUAUAUUAACGCCUACAGUCCCUAGGAAUAUCGCUAAAUCCAAGGCAGCACCCCCGAAGCAAGGACCUAAGAAUUGGGCAUCAACCGCGGGCAAUGCCCAGCAAGCUAACGCUAGAGAAUGGAAGACAGUGCAAUAUAACAAACAACGUGGAAUCAACAAGGCAAGUGGUAAGCCGGAGCAACCGCUGAUGAAGCCUGUAAGCACCUGGAGCAAGGAGGAACGACGCCUUAUCUUUAGGCGGUAUGAGCCUACAGAUACGGUGAGGCGAGACACCCGGGAUAUCCUUUUGUGGCUCAAUCGAGCGCUAGAUAGCGCAGGACUACCUAUCUUUAUGAGGGCGGUUAAUGCGGGAUAUGCGGCAUCAGGGCAUCUUACAGUCCUUAUGAAGGAGGGCACGCCUAGCAAAGUGCUAGUGCCAGCCUAUAACGAUAUGCUCCUCACUGCUAUAAGGCGUGCGGACCCGGCUGUCAUCUCGGUGGAGAUUAGUGAGCCGUGGCGACGUGUUAAGGUGCACAGAGUCCCUAUACGGCGCUAUAUAAAUAGCAGCAAUGGCCUAGAGCUCGCCCGUGAAGAGAUGGAGAUAGGAACACCAUUUAGGCUUAAACGAGAUCCCACCUGGCUUAAGAGGCCUAGGGCUCUACGGGCUAGGAGACAGGGUUUUGCAACAGUAGUGGUAACCAUAGGCUUCUAA
Molecule: messenger RNA, 765 nt
Organism: Talaromyces marneffei
Lineage: Eukaryota; Fungi; Ascomycota; Eurotiomycetes; Eurotiales; Trichocomaceae
Exons: 2
Coding region: 1-765 (254 amino acids)
Source: RefSeq, a predicted model, not a curated record